GGUGGUUGGCGUGGCGCGUGACGGGCGGGGGCUGCUUCUGCUGCUCCCGCUGCGGUGUGAGGUGGGCACGGACGGUCGCGGCUGCUCCGCUCCGCUCGGCUACGCGGUUCCCCCGUCCGCUCUCUAAGGCCCGCUGGACACCCAUCGGACCGGAUAGGACAGCUUUUCAGGUGGCUUCAUCAUGGAUGAAACUGUUGCUGAGUAUAUCCGAAGAACUGUACUAAAAAUCCCACGAGAUGAAAUCAAGACAAUGCUAGAGAAAUGGGGCUUGCUUUCUGAGACGCAGCUGCAAACCAUAAACUUUCGUCAGAUAAAGGAGAGCAUUUCUCAGGAUGUUGUUCAACUCUGUGAGGAAAAUUCUGUAGACAUAAAGCAAGCGGCUGUCCUAGACAUAAUUUACAACCACGUCUACCCAAACAAAAGAGUGUGGUGUGUUUACCAGAUGAAGAAAACAGGGGAAGAAGCGGAAUUUUUUGACUUAACAGAUUUCAAAAAAAAAUUUAAAGGAAGGCUUCGGUCAGCCUUGAAAAAUGUCACCAUCAACUUUAGAGAAUAUGAGGAUAAUGCAAUCUGGAUUAGAAUUGCCUGGGGAACACCGUAUACAAAACCAAACCAGUACAAACCCAGUUAUGUUGUAUACCAUUCACAGACUCCCUAUGUCUUCAUUUCUGCCUCAGUGCUUAAGAGCAACUUGCCUCUGCUGUGUCAGGCCCUGGUUCUUGCUUCUAAUUACCAUGACAUCCGUGAAAUGGAGCUUCGAAGUCAUUCUUUAAACUCCCUUAAAGAUAUUGUGUUUAAGAGAUAUAGCCAGAACUUCCAAACUCAUUAUCCGAGACCUCUACAAGAAAGGAAUGUAGCACCCAAAAGUGCAGAUUUAAGGAUAAUUCAAGAAAACAGAAAUGAGAAAGAAAGAAUAGAGAGAGUGAAUCGGGAAGUUUUUGGUGAUGGUCCCCAACCAAAACUCGAAUUUGCACAAUAUAAGCUUGAGACGAUGUUUAAAAGUGAUCCUCAAAUGGAUGUUUUGGAUAAAAAAGAACCAUUCAGAUGUCUGGUCAAGUUUUCUAGUCCACAUCUUUUGGAAUCGCUGAAAUCCUUGGCACCAGCAGGUAUGGCUGAUGCACCAAUUUCACCACUACUUACAUGUAUACCACAAAAAGCUAGGAAUUAUUUUAAAAUUAGAGAGAAGAAACAUUUCUUUCCGGAAAGCUUUGUAAGCCCUUAAUUUAAAACUGAUUCAUAGAGAAAUAUAUAACUCAUUUAUUACUGGUAUUAAUCUAAAUCAUAAUAAACUUCAAAACAGAUUUUUAAAAAAUAACUUAUUCUUUCAUAAUCUCCUACAGUAUUUUUUCCAAAUUACGGCAGCUUUGCAUUUUUUUUUCCACGUUUGUCUUUAACAGAAGAGUUAACUCUUCCCUGAAGUGAUUAAAAACUGUUAGUUGCAAAGUUUAAACAGAGAUUGUGGUUAUUUUAAAUUUAAAUGUGAUGACUGCUCUUAACUGUAUUUUUCAUGGUAUUUGUGAAGUUAAAGAUAGCUAAAGCUUAAUACAACACAAUACAAUAAGACAACUGUAGCUAUUCAGUUUGCUAUCAUAGCUGUAGAUGGCCAAGAUAUUCUAGGUGGCCUUCUUAUUUCGGCUCCAGUUCAGCAGCGUAACAGAACAUGUGCCCCAUUUUGAACACGUCAAUAGUCCCAUUCAAAUAAGUGGGACUACCUGUCUGCAGGUCAGGCAUGUUUUUAUCUUAGUAGAUGAAGAUUAUAUUGAAAGACCAUUACAGCGCAUGGGGAAGAAGGGCCUCUUGAAAUAUAGAUGUCCUUAAGAAGUUUCCAUGCAGCUUUAAUGGAUAUUAAUUCAGAUCCAGAGUUUUUACUCACCAAGGGCAACAGCCAAUCACAAAUACU
This is a messenger RNA of Aquila chrysaetos chrysaetos, 1900 nucleotides long. RefSeq names its product centromere protein N (gene CENPN). The transcript has 11 exons. The coding region runs from base 182 to 1222 and encodes 346 amino acids. Gene Ontology annotation, biological process: CENP-A containing chromatin assembly; chromosome segregation. The record is from RefSeq and is a predicted model, not a curated record. NCBI's taxonomy places the organism in Eukaryota, Metazoa, Chordata, Aves, Accipitriformes, Accipitridae.